Molecule: messenger RNA, 417 nt
Organism: Penicillium riverlandense
Lineage: Eukaryota; Fungi; Ascomycota; Eurotiomycetes; Eurotiales; Aspergillaceae
Exons: 2
Coding region: 1-417 (138 amino acids)
Source: RefSeq, a predicted model, not a curated record
AUGGAUCGCGCCACGUCAUUACAGGGCAGCAGUCGGCUGCUGCUGCUCCUGCUGUUAUUCCUCAGCUUUGUAUCGUUGAGUCUUGCCGGCUCACCCACCUCCUUCUGCAAAUGCACCUGCUUCUCCAACAGCACCAUCAUUCCUCUCGAUCCCGCCAAAUCCACCAGCAGCUCUUCGGCCAUCGACAACGUGCUCCUCAAAUACCGGCAUCUCAGCGCAGGCACGCAAUCCGACCACAUGGAAGAAGCCGCAACCGAGUAUGAGAAGCGUACCGCAUCCAAGUACCGGCCACUGACCUGCAACGACUGCAACCGCAAGUUCUGUCUGGACUACGAACUGCCUACCUGCAAGGGUGCCAAGGAGGAGGAUGUGUUUACCACGUGCUUUCGUAAGUGGGGGUUUUGCAGCAGGAGGUGA